Molecule: messenger RNA, 2073 nt
Organism: Xenopus tropicalis (tropical clawed frog)
Lineage: Eukaryota; Metazoa; Chordata; Amphibia; Anura; Pipidae
Gene: 64phr
Product: 6-4 photolyase
Source: RefSeq, marked validated
AUUUCUUUUCCGGCAGUAUCUUGCUAACUGACUGAUACAGCCCAGUAAUUCCAGCAGAAAAGGGACUUAAGCAAGAACAAUGAAACACAAUUCCAUCCACUGGUUCAGGAAGGGACUUCGUCUCCAUGAUAACCCUGCCCUGCUUGCUGCAAUGAAGGACUGUGCAGAACUUUAUCCGAUCUUUAUCUUGGAUCCAUGGUUCCCCAGGAACAUGAAAGUUAGCGUGAACCGAUGGAGAUUCCUCAUUGAGGCUUUAAAAGAUCUAGAUGAGAACCUUAAAAAAAUAAAUUCAAGGCUAUUUGUGGUACGGGGAAAACCUACAGAAGUGUUUCCAUUGCUUUUCAAGAAGUGGAAAGUGACUCGACUGACCUUUGAGGUGGAUACUGAACCCUACUCAAGGCAAAGGGAUGCUGAUGUGGAAAAGUUGGCUGCUGAGCACAAUGUGCAGGUCAUACAGAAGGUGUCCAACACUCUGUAUGCUAUUGACAGGAUAAUAGCUGAAAACAAUGGAAAACCCCCUUUGACCUAUGUCCGUUUCCAGACUGUAUUAGCCUUGUUGGGUCCCCCAAAGCGCCCUGUACAGGUGCCAACUCAGGAGAACAUGAAAGAUUGCUGUACUUUAUGGAAAUCCUCAUACAAUGAAAAAUAUGGUGUGCCCACAUUAGAGGAGCUGGGCCAGGAUUCUUUGAAACUUGGACCUCGCUUGUAUCCAGGAGGAGAGAGUGAGGCUUUGAGCAGACUGGAACUCCACAUGAAGAGAACGACCUGGGUGUGCAACUUCAAGAAGCCAGAGACGGAGCCAAACUCUCUGACCCCCAGCACUACUGUUUUGAGCCCAUAUGUGAAAUUUGGCUGCCUCUCUGCUCGGACCUUUUGGUGGAGAAUAGCAGAAAUUUACCAGGGGAAGAAACAUUCUGACCCUCCAGUGUCUCUUCAUGGGCAGCUGCUGUGGCGUGAGUUUUUUUACACGGCAGGUGUAGGAAUUCCUAACUUUAAUAAGAUGGAAGGAAACACCGUUUGUGUUCAGGUUGACUGGGGCAACAACAAAGAGCACCUUCAGGCCUGGAGUGAGGGUAGAACGGGUUACCCAUUCAUAGAUGCAAUUAUGACACAGCUAAGAACUGAAGGAUGGAUCCACCACUUAGCUCGACAUGCUGUUGCUUGUUUCCUGACACGGGGGGACCUCUGGAUAUCAUGGGAAGAAGGACAAAAGGUCUUUGAGGAGUUGCUCCUGGAUGCAGACUGGUCACUCAAUGCAGGAAACUGGCAAUGGCUGUCUGCCAGCACCUUCUUCCACCAGUUUUUUCGUGUAUACUCUCCAGUAGCUUUUGGAAAGAAGACAGACAAAAAUGGUGAUUAUAUCAAGAAAUAUUUACCAAUUCUGAAGAAGUUUCCAGCUGAGUAUAUCUAUGAACCAUGGAAAGCUCCUCGCAGCCUACAAGAGAGGGCAGGCUGCAUCAUUGGUAAAGACUACCCAAAACCUAUUGUAGAACAUGAUGUAGCAAGCAAACAAAAUAUUCAGCGUAUGAAGGCUGCUUAUGCCAGGAGAUCAGGAUCUACUGCGGAAGUGGACAAAGAUUCAGGACAGAGUAGCAAAAAUGGGGCUAAGAGGAAAGUGGCUGGAGGACCAUCUGUGGCCGAGCUAUUUAAGAAGAACAAAUCCAAAAAGGACUGAUUUACAGAGGAAAAGGGCUUCUAUGAUUUAAAGACUUUCUGGUGAAUGUUACAAAUAAUUUAGGAUUAUUAACAGAGCACUUGGUCACCAAGCAAUUAAAAACAAAGAGAAUAUGGCUUAAUCAGUUUUGUUAUGCUAACAAAAAAAAUCAUAAAAUUCAAAUUUUUUCAACACAACUGCACUUUCUGCAUUAGAAUAGACAAAAUUCCAGGGGUGGCUUCUUGCUGCUGUUUGAGGCAAUAAUCUUAAUUUGCCUCAUGGCAGCAGUUGCCCGUUAGUUAAUGCAGCAACACUCACUUUUGUUUAGAAGACUUUCCUUUGUUACAUUCCUGGCAUUGCACUGUCUGUUUGUCAUAACUUAUGGGAAUAUAUAUUUCAAAUAAAAAUAUCAUGAUGCA